AUCGAGAGAAGCAAAGAAGCCGGUUCUUGGAAAAUUCCGCGGCUUCGCGGUACAAAGAAGCCGCCGGCCAAUCAAACGGCUCGCACGCGCACGCAUGUCCGUCUUCUGCCCUUGCGAUCUCGAUUGCGAAAUACCGCAUCAGUUUUAAUUUGUCUUUUGACCCGUCACCUUCUUUUUUGUUUUAUCGUGCCAACUAAUUUUGAAAAUGAGCGAAGAAUAUUUCGUGGAGAAGAUCCCGUACCAGGUGGUACUCUUUUCGAAGGCCAAGACUCGCAAGGAAUUCCCGGAGGAUCAUUCCGAGCUCUAUGUCAGGGACGUUCCGACGGAUGCGACGGUGUGGGAACUUUUCCAGUUUUUCCAAAUCGCCGGCCGCAUCUACGAAAUCCGUUUGAUGAUGAACGCGGAUUACGAGUCCAACAGGCAGUUCGCCUACGUCAGUUUUUUUACCAAAGAUGAGGCAGCCAAUGCGAUCCAGAGGUUAAACGAUGAAAUGUUCCGGAAAAAUGAAGGCUGCCUCGACAUUAAACUGUCCUUCAAUAACAGACGCAUAUUUUUGGGAAAUAUCGCCACCCAAAAAAGUAAGGAUCAAGUAUGGAAGGAGUUGGAGAGACUUGGAAACAAAAAUAUUAUCGAUGUCAUUAUGUAUAGGUCGUACGGAAACCGCACCGUCAACCGAGGCUUCGUAUUCGUGGAAUUCAAAACGCACGAGCAAGCGGCUAGAUUUCGCGCCAAAAACUCGACCGGCUUGCAAUUGUUCGGACGCGAAGCGAUCGUUGAUUGGUCGAUCCCCUACCCGGAACCCAACGACGAGAUUAUGCAGAAGGUUAACAAGAUUUUCCUUAGAAACCUUAACGUUCUCCAGACGAAUGAAGAACUCAAAAGUUUGGUUUCAAAUUUUAUAUCUUGUGAUGUAAUCGAGAAAGUUUACAAAUUUAAAGAUUAUGCAUUUGUUCAUUGCACAAGUAGAGAAAUUGCUGAAUGUUUAUAUAGACAACUACAAGAAUAUUAUAAGAACACCCCUGUGGAAGUGUCUUGGGCUAAGCCGCCAAAUGAGUACACCACUGCUGAGUAUAGACAAAAAAAAGUAAAUCAGAACGAAAAAAUGAAGCCCUACAAGUCGGCAACGUCGCGUUCCUCUUCCGACGAGGAGGCUUCGACAUCGCGUCUGGGGGAUUCCCCGAACAACUUCCAAAUCCCACCCGACAACGUGGCAUUCUACCAGUACGUGUUCGGCAACAUUUCGCCGCAAUUUUUCAAACCCGAAGAGACCAAAGGAGAAAGACGCUUCUCUGGAAAAUUUUCUCCGGAAAUGAGGGUGCCCUUGUUUUCUCAAGUGGUCAGAGGACGGCCCUCUAAUGCUACUCGCGUGCCUUUUCAAGAGUUAAAUGUCGAUGUUCAAAGAGGCAACACUGCAUCAAACGUCGUCAAGCCCGCCAAUGUUUGUCAGCAACUAUUUGAUGAAAAUAAAGAAAACGAGUUCAUCAGGCAUUUUGAAGCAUUGAAAGCUCAGGAUGAAAAUCAAGAUCAAUGUAAUUUUGAAGAAAGCCGAUUUAUGAGGCACUACCGCCAGGAAACUGAGAAUUUAUACAAAAAUUUUUAACUGUUUGUUACUACACAUUAAAAAAAUAAAAUAUAUAUUUUUAUAUUAUAUAAAUAUUGAAUAUAUUUUUAUUUUUUGGUGUGUACAAUUUGUGAACUUUUUAUUAUGCAGAUAAGAAUAAAAAACUUUUUAAUCAAAAAAUAUUUCAAUAAAAUUUUUUCAGUAAUAUUUUUAUAACAACUUUUUAAUACACAAACUUUUUACUCAAGAAUUAUUUAAUUUUUUAAAAAGUUUUUUACUUCAUAACCUGUUAAAUUUUUUAAACAACUUUUUACAUUUUUCAAUAUUUUAUUGUGUUAUCAUUAUUGAAUUAUUGAAACCUACGUAUUUUGUUUAACAUUCAAUUUUCUAAUAAUUAAAUUUUUAACCAUGGAUUGUACAACAUAUUAUAUUUUUUUAAUUAAAUAAUAGAUAUUUGUCU
This is a messenger RNA of Brassicogethes aeneus, 2021 nucleotides long. Lineage: Eukaryota; Metazoa; Arthropoda; Insecta; Coleoptera; Nitidulidae. The record is from the annotation of a GenBank genome assembly.